UAGCCGGAAGUGGCUACCAGGAGUUUGUCGAAGUGCUAGUGGCUAUGCUAAUGCAUUACAGAGCGCAAUUUGAGUGUCUGGCUGAAUGUGUCUUCUUCAUCCCGGACACAAAUUUACACAUUAUCGUCAUGAUACCGCAGCAGUAAACAUUUUCCACCGCAAUAAAAGAAACGGCCGCGUAUCCUUCUGUUUAUCCAGGCGCUGAAACAAGGCAGGUGUGAAUGACAGACGUGGUGCCUACCACCUCCCUCAGUGAAAUAAAGCUCCGCCUGCUCUGCCACGAUGACAUAGAGAGAAUAAAGGUGCUCUGUGGAGAGUGGUUCCCCAUUGAGUAUCCAGACUCAUGGUAUCAUGACAUCACAUCAAACAAGAAGUUUUUCUCUCUGGCUGCCACCUUUAGAGGUGGAAUUAUGGGGAUGAUUGUGGCAGAAAUAAAAAGCAGAACAAAAGUGCACAAAGAGGAUGGAGACAUCUUGGCCUCCAGCUUUCCCAUUGACACUCAAGUUGCCUACAUCCUGAGUUUAGGAGUCGUGAAGGAGUUUCGUAAACAUGGAAUAGGCUCUCUGUUAUUAGACAGUUUAAAGGAGCACAUCUCCACCAUGGCACAGGACCAUUGUAAAGCUAUCUACCUGCAUGUGCUCACCACCAAUAACACUGCCAUUCACUUUUAUGAGAACAGAGACUUUAAGCAGCACCACUAUUUACCGUAUUAUUACUCUAUACGAGGAGUGCUGAAGGAUGGGUUCACAUAUGUCCUCUACAUCAAUGGCGGACAUCCACCAUGGACUAUCUUUGAUUAUAUUCAUCAUAUAGGUUCAGCACUGGCUAGUCUGAGCCCAUGUUCUAUUCCUCAGAGAAUAUACCGGCAAGCACAGAAUCUGCUGCGCAGCUUUCUGCCGUGGUCGAGCAUCUCUUCCAAGAGUGGCAUUGAGUACAGCAGAACAAUGUGAGGAUCAUCAGACCAAACAAUGCAAGGUGGAAGAGAAUGAUUUGUUUGGGUAACACCAUCACUCAUCAAGCUUGGAUUGUGAAGACUGACAGUGGAUCUCUCUGGACGAGCAGUGUAUUAUAUGUGUACAUUAUAUAUACUUUAUAUAAUAUAUGCAUUGCCAUUAGUAGAUUGCCCUCUUAACAAUCUCUCCACUUCAUGCCUGUAAUUCUGCUGCUGUGUAGAAAUAUGCUAUGGUUUCCCAGAUUUUUAAUAUAAAUAGAUUUUUUUUUUUAUGUGUGCCUGGUCUGUUUAGAGGAUUAUAGGGUUUAUGAUGGUAAAAGUAUCUCCAAGAUGCAUACUUUUUUAUUAAGUCACUUUCAUGCAUGUGUCAAGCUCUAGUGUUUUGUUAGUGCAUUUACACCUUGACGCACAACAUAUAUUUCAGCCCCCAGUUUUAAGUAUUAAGUACUACAUUUAAAGUGAUUGUUUUAAUUAUGUUAGCACAGAGGCAAUGAAUGUAGUUGUUGCUAUAAAGGGAAAAAGGCUACAGUUUUAGAAAAUGCUCCACCUCACUAAAUGUGUAUUAUGUCAAAUUUAAAUGUGCAAAGUCCUUUUAAAUUCUGAAAAUCCUAAUUUAGCUAGAGCACUACAUCCUGUCAUUCCAUGUAGUGUACUUUCUUUUCUUUUAAAGUGGAAAUAGGUGAAUGUAGUAGAAGGGAAGUGUUUGAAUGUUGAUGUGAAUCAGGGAUUUACAUUUACAAAUAAGAUUCUUUGAGAAACAAACUACUGCAUUAUGCAACUUUGCAGGAUCAAAGAUGACCAACCGUCUGCAAUGUUAAGUCUAUUUCUGUUAGUUUGUGACUGUCCUUUCAUGAUAUCUUUGAUGAGACAAAGGCACAUGGGUCUGUUUGUGUAAGACUUAGGACUUUUGUAUGUAUUUGUCCUCUUUGUAUAUGGAACUUAUAUUUCUUUUCAGAAUUUUGACUUUAAGGAAAAAGUGUUGCCAUGAUGCACUAUGUAUGAAAAAUCAUUUUUAACAAGUUAUUGAUAUAGGUAAUGGCUCCACUAUCACCUGUAGUUGAGAGUGAGACAAUUAUUCUGCAAUACCUUUUACAAAUUUUUGUAUUUUGUGAAUUGGUGCAUUGUAAAGGUUUAAAUUUAAAUGCGUAUAAUAUUUACAUUGUGUUGAUUGUAAGGACUUAAAUAGAGGGAAAGCAGUUUUGAUUUUAUACUCUUAUAAUGAAAACCCUUCUUUUCCUUUUAAUUUUCCAAAUGCGUAGAUAUACUUCCUAACCCAAAAGAACAUGCCUAGAAUUAUUGAAAGUAAAGGUAUGUGUCACUAGUUUCCUAAUUGUGCAGUGGCACCCUCUAGUGUUCAAUGAGAGAAUGCAAAACCAGUGGUGGUGUUUUUAAUUGUACAUUUAGUGUUUGUGAUCAUGCAUAAAGCUCUGACCAUUUAUCCCUUUGCAUCCAUCCAUUUGUCUGUCACUCAUAAAUGUAUUAUGUAUUAUUUGUCUAUCCAUCCAUAAAGAGCAUUUUGAGAUGACCUGUUGGUAAAAGAGAAAUAAAAUAAACCAAGAUUAUGAAAUAA
Messenger RNA from Myxocyprinus asiaticus (Chinese sucker), 2522 nucleotides. RefSeq names its product N-alpha-acetyltransferase 60-like. Lineage: Eukaryota; Metazoa; Chordata; Actinopteri; Cypriniformes; Catostomidae. Gene Ontology annotation, cellular component: Golgi membrane. The record is from RefSeq and is a predicted model, not a curated record. The transcript has 7 exons. Gene Ontology annotation, molecular function: protein-N-terminal amino-acid acetyltransferase activity; histone acetyltransferase activity. Gene Ontology annotation, biological process: N-terminal peptidyl-methionine acetylation. The coding region runs from base 222 to 950 and encodes 242 amino acids.